CCUUAUAAAUAUUUAGAAAUAUUAUUAAUAUUUUUUACAUAGAACUGUCAAUAUGAUAGAGAGAGAGCUAAAACGUCAAAUCAAUUUAAAGUUUAAAAUGAACAUUAAAUUAUAUUAUAAGUAAGUAAAAUUGAUUCUUAAAGGCAGAUGAAAAUCGAUGCGGAAUUGAAUAACACAGCAUGGCGUGUGAGACCUGAAGAGGUUCUUGUUGAAGUGGCCACUGGCAUUGGAACCACGCCCGUUCUUCACAGCAUUAAUGAGGUGUUAAAGCUAUCUCUAGGUUGGAACAUACGCAACACAAAUUCAGUCGGCACUCAGUCGAUAACAUUGUCAUCAUUUACCGUUGGUCUGUAUAAGGGAAACAGAGUGGCUGUGAAGAAGAUACAUAGAAAGAAAUUGGAUUUAAAUAAAAAACUCUUGUGGGAGAUAAAACAGGCCCGCAACGUGUCUCACGAAAACACAGCGCGCUUUAUCGGCGCAUGUGUGGACUGCCCGUUGGUGUUUAUUCUCACUGAGUACUGUCCUAAGGGCUCCUUGAAGGAUGUGCUUGCGAAUGAGGAGUUACAACUUGAUUGGAACUUCAGGACUUCCCUCGUGCAUGAUAUUGUACAGGGUAUGUGUUACCUACAUAGUGGAUUAGGAGCACACGGCAAACUCCGCUCGUCGAAUUGUUUGAUUGACGGACGCUUCGUGCUCAAAAUAUCCGACUACGGGCUUAACACACUAUGCACGCCCACUGACUUGAUAAAGGAUGAUUCUUAUUAUUACAAGUUAUUAUGGACAGCGCCAGAACUAGUGGCAGGAAGUGUGUAUCCCGGUAUAGUGGCCUCGCUUAAAGGGGACGUAUACAGUUUCGGAAUAAUAUUAGAGGAGAUUGUGCUGAGAGCUGGCCCAUUUCACCAUUAUACUUCUACUAUGUCAAAUAAAGAAAUUGUGUCUCGUGUGUGUGCCCACGAGUGCCCCCCUUUUCGGCCCGUAGUGGGGGUUACUGAACCAGCGGCUAAUGGAGGAGGGGGUGCCGCCACUGAGCUACUGGAACUGGCUGCCCGAUGCUGGGUAGAGUCGCCCGAUGACAGACCGACCUUUGAUGCUAUUAACGCUAAUUAUAUUAAAGGCUACUGCGAUAAUCUCAUGGAUGAUCUUUUGAGCCGAAUGGAGCAGUAUGCCAACAACUUGGAGUCACUUGUUGAAGAAAAAACUGAACAGUUAUCGUUAGAGAAAAAACGGUCUGAGGAGUUAUUAUACCAGGUUUUGCCAAGGCCAGUCGCUCAGCAGCUUAUGGCAGGCGAAGUGGUCCAACCAGAGAGCUUCGAAUGUGUGACAGUGUACUUCAGUGACAUUGUAGGCUUUACCGAACUCUGCGCGGCCUCCACACCUAUGCAGGUUGUGGACCUGCUAAACGAUCUGUAUAGCACCUUUGACCGGAUCAUCGGGUUUUAUGACGUUUAUAAAGUAGAAACUAUAGGUGAUGCGUAUAUGGUGGUAUCGGGUCUACCAGAACGUAAUGGAGAUCAGCAUGCAAGAGAAAUAUGUCUCAUGGCCCUCGCUAUAGUAGAGGCUGUCAGGACUUUUGUCGUCCGCCAUCGUCCCACGCAUAGGCUUGAGGUGAGGAUAGGUAUUCAUUCUGGGCCAGUGUGUGCGGGUGUAGUAGGAGUGAAGAUGCCACACUACUGUCUUUUUGGAGACACUGUCAAUACUGCUAGUCGUAUGGAGUCUACUGGACAACCACUCCGUAUACAUUUAAGCGAAAGUACGCGGUCACUUCUGGACCAAUGGGGCACAUUUGUGGUCGAGCGUCGUGGCGAUGUGGAACUAAAGGGACGCGGUCGAAUGCUAACACAUUGGCUGGUCCAUUGCUCUGAACCAGAAGCCCGUCUGGUUCAUGAACCGCAACCACCGCCCCAGUACCCCAUUUUAUUCCCCGCUAUUCAACCCCCAAUCAUACACACGCCUUAUUUAGUAGUUGAACCACCUACAAUUGCAGCUUAA
Messenger RNA from Pieris brassicae (large cabbage white), 1989 nucleotides. RefSeq names its product atrial natriuretic peptide receptor 1-like. Gene Ontology annotation, biological process: intracellular signal transduction; cGMP biosynthetic process; protein phosphorylation. The record is from RefSeq and is a predicted model, not a curated record. The transcript is spliced from 11 exons. NCBI's taxonomy places the organism in Eukaryota, Metazoa, Arthropoda, Insecta, Lepidoptera, Pieridae. Gene Ontology annotation, molecular function: guanylate cyclase activity; peptide receptor activity; protein kinase activity. The coding region runs from base 148 to 1989 and encodes 613 amino acids.